AUGCGCAUGACAGCACCCCGUGUCUUCCCAGGCUUCACGCCGGCGUCCCGCGUCGACGCCGACGCGGCCUCCUCCUCCUCUUCCUACCUCUCCCGCAUUUCUCUUCUCAUGGAGGAGGAAGAGGAGGACGACCUCGCCGACCACCCCGCGCUCCUCCAUGCCCAGCAGCCCUUCGCCCAGAUCCUCUCCGGCGGCCCCUUAUUGCCGGACCAAGGCCCCGUCUUUCCAGGCGGCUCGCCCGAAGACAAGGAGUACGGAACGGACAUGUUCACAGCUGCAUUCUUCAAGGGCGUGGAGGAGGCCAGCAAGUUCCUGCCAGCCUACACCGCUGCCACGCUGCUGAGCAACGACACAAGCGGCGGCGGCAGCAAGGGCCGCAGGGACAGGCACACCGUCGGUGGCGACGACGAGCUGGAGGCCGAUGCCAGCAGGACCAGCAAGCUGGCGAUGGCAGAGUCGGAGGAGGCCGGCGCCCGCGAGAUGUUCGACGAAAUGAUGCUGAGGGGAUUCGAUGCCUGUUCCAAGGAGAUGGAGGGCCUGGCCAUUUCCGUUGAGAAUGUGCCCGCGAAGGACGAUGGCAAGAAGAAGGCGAGGAAGAGGAGCAGGGUACGGGGCAAGCGCCGGCCGGCCAGGGUGGUUGACGUGCACACCUUGCUCAUCCACUGCGCCAAGGCGGUUAUCGACGACCGCCGGAGCGCAGACGAGCUGCUCAGUCAGAUCAAGGAGCACGCCUCGCCUACCGGGGACGCCACGCAGCGGCUUGCCUACUGUUUCGCGCAGGGGCUGGAGGCACGGCUGGCUGGCACCGGGAGCCAGGUGUACAGGUCACUCACCACGAACCGGACCUCGCUCGUGGAGUUCCUCAAGGCCUAUCAGCUCUUCAUGUCAACCUGCUGCUUCAGGAAGGUGGCAUUCAUGUUUGCCAACAAGACCAUCUUCGACGCCGCAGUUGGCAGGAGCAAGCUGCACAUCGUGGAUUAUGGCCUCCAUUCCGGCUUCCAGUGGCCGGAGCUGCUGCGCUUGCUGGGGACUAGGGACGGUGGGCCACCGCAGGUCAGGGUCACCAGCAUUGACCUCCCACAGCCUGGAUUCCACCCAGCAAACCACAUGGCAGAGAUGGGUUAUCGCCUUACCAACUGUGCCCGUGAACUCUGUGUGCCACUGAGUUUCCGUUCUGUGGUGGCGCCAUGGCACACCGUUUGCAUCGAUGAUCUGAAUGUGGAACCUGACGAGGUCCUCGUCGUCAACGAUCUGUUCAAUUUCAGGACCCUGAUGGACGAGAGCAUCAUAUCAGACAGCCCCAGCCCUAGGGAUGUUGUCCUCAGCAACAUCAGAAAGAUGAAGCCUGAUAUCUUCAUCCAAGCCGUCGUCAAUGGUUUUUACGGCACCACCUUCUUGUCACGGUUUCGGGAAGCCCUCUUUUACCACUCUGCGCUGUUUGACAUGCUUGAUGCGACCAUGCCCCGGGAGAGCCAACUGCGCUUGGUGCUUGAGCGGGAUAUCUUUGGCUGGGUUGCCUUGAAUGCCAUAGCAUGUGAGGGAGAGGACCGUGUGGAACGUGGUGAAACAUAUAAGCAGUGGCAGGUCAGAAACCAGCGGGCUGGCCUAAGGCAACUGCCCUUGAAUGGAGAGACUGUUAAGAUGGUGAGGGACAUGGUCAAGAACCAAUACCACAAGGAUUUUGUCAUUGAGGAGGGUGAGGAAGAAAGUAGUGAGGCCACUGAGGCCAAGGAAGUUCCAGAGAAAUAUUUCUUAGGACAUUACAUAUCAUUCACAACAAUCUUCACGUUACUCCCUCUGUUCCAAAAUUUUGACAUGUUUGAUGCGACCAUGCCAUUGGAGAGGCAACUGCACGUGGUGCUCGAGCGGGAUAUCUUUGGCUGGGUUGCCUUGAAUGCUCUUGCCUGUGAGGGAGAGGACUGUGUGGAACGUGGUGAGACAUAUAAGCAGUUGUUGGUCAGAAACCGACAGGCUGGCCUAAGGCAAUCUCGUGGAAUGAGGAGCAUGUUAGAAUGGCCAUAUAUUCGCAGUUUGAAGUAUUAUGCCUACCUCUACGUGCAAAUAAAGGAAUCAGCCUGA
This is a messenger RNA of Miscanthus lutarioriparius, 2079 nucleotides long. Lineage: Eukaryota; Viridiplantae; Streptophyta; Magnoliopsida; Poales; Poaceae. The record is from the annotation of a GenBank genome assembly.